This is a messenger RNA of Chenopodium quinoa (quinoa), 6439 nucleotides long. Its product is annotated as histone-lysine N-methyltransferase ASHH2-like. Gene Ontology annotation, molecular function: histone H3K36 methyltransferase activity; protein binding; zinc ion binding. The transcript is spliced from 19 exons. Lineage: Eukaryota; Viridiplantae; Streptophyta; Magnoliopsida; Caryophyllales; Amaranthaceae. Bases 680 to 6106 code for a protein of 1808 amino acids. Gene Ontology annotation, cellular component: nucleus; chromatin. The record is from RefSeq and is a predicted model, not a curated record. Gene Ontology annotation, biological process: regulation of DNA-templated transcription.
AACACAACUGAUUUAACGAAUUUUAACACCUCAAAUCAACCACCGUCAAAAUCCUCCAAUUUACAGUAAUCAACAAUGUCGAAACCAUCAAACUCAACUAAUAUCAAAUUCAAUCUAACCAACCCAUCCAUCUUACCAUAUUCAAUCUCACCGAUAAAGAUACCCUUAAAAAGACUAACGGAGAAAGUAUAACAAUCAUGAAACACUUGGAAGAAUUCCCCUAAAGUACCCAAUUAUUCCACCUCCACACCCACAUUCAUCUUCAAACAACAAAGAAUACGAGUUAAAAAGGUCGUCUUGUUCUUGUUACGAACAAAGUCUCCCUCUUUCUCUCUCCUCUCCUUCAGUGCCCUUCUUCUUAAGGACACUUUUUUUCUUCCUUUUUUUGGGGAUUUUUUUGGAUUUUUUUUUUCAUCAUAUAAACCGUUUUAUUCACUUUGACACACCUUUGCUCGUAUUCUCUCUCCUCCCUUCUUCUCAAUUAAGGUCACCUCCAAAAAAUAAAAAAUUUAAUUCAUGAAAUAAUGUCAUAGGAUAAAAAAAAAUAAAUAGAAAAACCAACAAAAUUUCUUCAACGACUUAAUUCAUCUUUCUCUUUCUUCAAAACCAGUUCUCCAUUGACAUUUGUAUCCUCCAUUGAUGCAGCUUACGAGAACCUUUUGAAUGUUAGUAUUGAACUAUGAAAUUGGACCUCUUGGCGGCCGCCCCUCCUGCCCUGGCUCAGGGACGGGCCUGUCAGCAGCAUUGUAUAUCGGACUCGGGUGUUGGGUUAGGUGAAUUGGGAAUGGAAGAUAGACAUACAACAUUUGAUAGUCCUGUGCCUGCUGAUAAGAAUUCUGAGGCUUUUAUUGAGAAUGCUGGUUUAGAAUGUACUGAUGGCACUGAGGAGCUCGUGUGUGAUGCUUUAGGUGAGAGGCUGGAUGAGUUGAUUCUUACGCCCCUUUCAGUUUCGGGGUUGGACAUUAGUUUACAGGAACCUAGAGGUGAAAAGGACACUGCUUUGGUAUCCUCUUCUGAGGAGGGUUUGUCCGAGUUGGAUCAUAGAGACGAAAAUGCAGGAGACUUUUUUCCCGAUACAGAUUUUGAACCGAUUACUGUGAGGAAGUGUGAGCACGAUGAUAACGACUCUGAAUUGGGAAAUGCAUCAGACAUCAAAUGCUGCUUGAACAACUUAUGUCUUGAUGGGGGACCAUGUGAGCGUGAGAUAAACUCAUUUCUGAGUGGUUUUGCAGAGGAGCAUAUGUCAGAUACUAAAGCAGAUUGUGUCAAUUCCACUGAUGGAGGUUCUGUGGAGGCUGUUUAUUCUGGAACUAUGGUUAAUGGAUCUUCAAAGAGCUUGGUGAUGCCAAGUACAUUUAGAUUGAAGGGUUGUGAUGCUGCUCCUAAUUUUACCUGUGCAGUUGAUACUUUUAACCAAGGCGGUUACACAGAAAAGGAUAAUGCUGGAACAGAUGGUGAUACGUGUGAGUUGAAAUCUCUUGACACUUCCUCUUUGCCUUUGCGAAGGAGUUCUAGGAGUAAAAAAUCAGUACAGAAAGUUCAAAAGGCAAAAAAUGCAACUAAACGCACAAAAAAGGCCUCUAAAGUGUCACUCUGUCGAAACAUUGAUUUUCUUGCAGAGGCUACAAGAAAAAAACGUAGUAGCUUGAGUAGAUCAAAUCGUUCAUCUGGUUGGGGGAUGUCAGACACAUUGUCAAAGUACUUUCAACAGAGCAAUGAGAUUUCCGUAAACUUAAUGAUAGAUCAAAGAUCAAGAAAAAAGAAGGCAGGCCAAAAGAGCAGGUUGAAAAAUAAGCUUAAGAUGGUUGCAAGCUCAAAUUUUUCAGAGGACAGACAAGAAGUUCCUAUUCGUCCUAUUCGCAUUAAGGUUACUUUUGGGAAAAAGGAAGAGUCUCGUAAGGUGGAUGGCAUGCCUCCAGUAGUAUUUGACGCUUUACCUGGCUUUCAGCCUUCUAAUGAAGGUAAGGGACUGAAUUUAUGUCCCUAUAUUGAUAGUGCUGGAGGAAAUGUGAUGGAUAGUUCAGUUCCCAAAGAGAUGCCUGGAUUAAUACCAUGCAGCAAUUCUACAUCAAAUGUCCAGUUUUCAGGUUCAAACCUAGAGAUUUGUUCUGAGUCAGGCAAGUGUAGUCUUGCAAAUGCUUCUCAACUGGAAUUUGAAAAGCGGGACAGCUCCGUUGCUGAUAAGUUUUCAGACCCUGGUACAUCACCUGAUUCAGAGGUCAUUGACCAGGCACUUGACUCUAUUAUUGGGCCCAGGGCCUCCUGUGGCAAUGCCUGUCCCAAGAGUCACAGCUUCCCCGAUUCUUCUGUAAAGAGUAAGAGCAGAAGAUACAAGAAAGACAAGCUCUGUCUAGCAGGCAAUCCUGUUUUGGAGUACCAACAUAGUGCUGAUAGAGAUAAGGUGCCUACUAAUGGUGGACAAUUGCAGAAUUCAGUUAAUGAUGUUUGUUUUACUGAUAAUGUAAAUGGGGAAAGUGAAAAUCCUCCAAGUAACACCUCUGGCAGUGAGCUAGCUAUAACAGAGUUGUUGCCGGUUGUUGAUGAAGGUUGUCACAGGGCUUCAAGUCUGGACAAUGGUUCUGAUAUCAAUACUUGUCCUAGUAUGAACAUUGGGAUUGAAUCUGCAAAUUCUGGGAGUUCAUGUCAGUUGGUUCCUUCCAAUAAUAAAACUCAAAAAACGAAAAAUUCCAAAGGUUCAAGAGCCAAAGGGAAACCCAAGAAUGAGUCUAAGAACAUGGAUGUCAUUGAUCAUCAAAAGGAACUUUCUAGCCUACCGAAAAGUAAAAGUAAGCUGAAGAGUAAGCACAAAGUGAGGGAUUCUGGCAUUUUAAAUGAGGCAUACACGAUAAGGGCCGAAGCAGGGACAGGGAAUCAUGAUUUGGUUGAUGUGGGAAGAACAUAUUCUAGCAAUGAAGUGCUACUGGAGAAUGCAUGUUGCCUGGAUCCUGUACCAACUGGAGCUGCGAACCAGACAUUGGCUCCCCGUCUUGCAUGGGUUUGUUGUGAUGAGUGUCUAAAGUGGCGUUGCAUACCUGCUAACCUAGCAGAUACCAUUGAAGAAACAGACUGCAGAUGGACUUGCAAAGAUAACCAAGAUCAAGCUUUUGCUGAUUGUUCAAUUCCUCAAGAGAAGUCCAAUGCUGAGAUCAAUGCUGAGUUGCAAAUAUCUGAUGAAGAAGAUGCUCGUGGUGGGCACUUAGGUUCCAAGGGUGGUGGUCUUGGGCAAUCAGCAGCUUUGCAGCCGUCAACUUGGAUGCUAAUAAAGUCUAACUUGUUUCUACACCGCAGUCGCAAGGCCCAAUCUAUGGACGAGAUAAUGGUUUGCCAUUGCAAACCUCCUGUAGAUGGUCGGCUGGGCUGUGGUAGUCAGUGUUUGAAUAGAAUGUUGAACAUUGAGUGUGUUCAAGGAACUUGCCCAUGUGGAGAUCUUUGUUCUAAUCAGCUGUUUCAAAAGCAGCAAUAUGCCAUGUUGAGUUGGUUUCGUUGUGGGAAAAAGGGUUAUGGAUUGCAAGUCUUGGAAAAUAUCUCUGAAGGGAAGUUUCUCAUUGAAUAUGUUGGCGAGGUGCUGGAUUUGCAAUCUUAUGAGGCACGGCAAAAAGAUUAUGCUGCAAAGGGCCACAAGCAUUUCUACUUUAUGACCCUGAAUGGGAACGAGGUUAUAGAUGCAAGUGCCAAAGGAAACUUAGGUCGCUUUGUUAACCAUAGUUGUGAUCCUAAUUGUCGUACUGAGAAGUGGGUAGUAAAUGGAGAAAUAUGUGUUGGCCUCUUUGCAUUGAGGAAUAUCAAGAAGGGUGAAGAGUUGACUUUUGACUACAACUAUGUACGGGUAUUUGGUGCUGCUGCUAAGAAAUGUCACUGUGGUUCUCGUAAGUGUCGGGGUUAUAUUGGAGGUGAUCCACUCAAUACACAAGUAAUUGUUCAAGGAGACUCAGAUGAGGAAUUUCCAGAACCUGUUGUCAUUGAUGAAAAUGGUAAAAUUGACCGUACCCUAGAGGAUAUGAAGGCUAAAUCAAGUUAUCAGGAUGCUGAACAGGUUCUGAGUGAAGAUAACUUGACUCUCAAGAAUUCAGAAGUUAUAGUUGAAGGACAAAUGGUGAAUAAAGUAGACUCUCUGAUUGAUGAUGUUGGGCAAUCACAGAUCGUGCUAGUUAAGGACUCCGUUCAUGAAGUUCAUGAAUCUACAGAUAGUUCAUUAGACUUGCGACCUGAGAAUCUGAGAAAUGAACAUAUAUCUGCUGUAGAAAAUCAUACUUCAAAAACAGCACAUACAGGCACACUAACAUCUUCCCCAGAAUCGGAUUUACUUCAUGUGGAUAAUGCAAUAAAAAAGUCUCAAUACGGUUCAAUUGAUUCUAAUGGUAGGGUGUCUGAAGUUGACAUUGAGUGUGAACCACCUAUUGCCAGACCUCGUUCUCGCAUGAAAAUUUCUCGUCCGUCUAAAUCUGUUAAGAACCGCAAGGUUAGUGGCAAUUCAGCCAAUGUUGGGAAGGCUCCUCUAUUAGCCCAGAGAUCAAAGAUUUUGUCCUGCAAACCAAAGAAAUUACUGGAGGGUUCUGUCAAUGGUCAUCUUGAAGCAGUUGAAGAGAAGCUCAACGAAUUACUUGAUGCUGAUGGUGGUAUCUGCAAAAAGAAGGAUGCCUCUAAAGGCUACUUGAAACUUUUGCUUCUAACUGCAGCUUCUGGUGAUAGUGGCAAUGGGGGAUCAAUUCAGAGCAAUAGAGAUCUUUCAAUGAUACUUGACGCGAUAUUGAAAACAACAUCCCGCGGGGUGCUUUUGGACAUAAUCAACAAAAAUGGUUUGCAGAUGCUACAUAAUAUGAUGAAGCUUUACAGAAGCGAUUUUCAGAAGAUUCCUAUCUUACGGAAACUUCUUAAGGCUUUGGAAUUUCUGGCUAAGAAGGAGAUUUUGACUGUGGAUCGCAUUAAUGAAGAUUCUGUACAUCCUGGAGUUGAGAGUUUGAGGGAAUCCAUAUUAUAUUUCACAAACCACAAGGAUAUCCAGGUCCAUCAAAUUGCACGGAACUUUCGGGAUAGGUGGAUUCCUCGAAAAUUCAAUCGAGUUGAUCGAAGGAGAGAGUUUCGUAGAGGUUCAAACUCUAAUAGAUAUUUUGGAACAUGCCAUCAUUGGAGAGAGCAAGGAGCAAUGGAAACAGAACGCAUAAGUUGUUCUGAUCAAUCAGGAAUAACGAACAAUCCUGCUGAUGCUAGAACGCAAGAGGCCUCUUGUUCUCAGUUAACUGAUAACCAGACUGUUGUUAGCAGACCUCGGAAGCGUAAAAGCAGAUGGGAUCAGCCUGCAAGGUCACCCAAGAAUAUUAGAACAAGCCCUAAAGUUGAAGUUAGUGAAGGGGGGCAACCCCAUGUUAUCGAGGCAAAGGAAGAUAGUGGUUGCUCUGGUGCUCAGAAUUUACCCAAGCAUAGUAACAAGGGAACAGAUGAUGUGAUGCAGAACUCUGAUGAUGAUGCACCUCCUGGGUUUUCUUAUCCACGUGAUCCUGUUGUUGAUAGUCCCCCUGGAUUUUCUUCUUCUCUACAGUGUUCAGUUCCAUUGGGCCUUCUCCAGGAGAGAUUCAAUCCACGUUUGCCUGUAGCAUAUGGCAUUCCCUUGUCCAUUAUACAACAGUCUGGAACCCUUCAUUGUGGAACUGUUGAUAGUUGGGCAAUUGCUCCUGCCAUGCCUUUUCAACCCUUUCCACCACUUCCGCCUUAUCCACGUGUUAGGAGUCUGAUGGGUGUCCAGGAAGAAGCAAGGGAAGGCUACCAUUCCCAUGCUGGUGAUCAAAGGGAUCAAGGCAUACCGAGUACAUCUGGGGCAAGCUUGUUGAAUGCACAAAAUUCUGUGGCCACAAAUCAGAAUGCAUUACAUCAUGAAAAGGGAUUGCGAAAUUUCCCAGGGAAGAGGCAUAAUCGACAGAAGAAGUGGAACAACCAGAAGCCAAGGCCGCCAUGGCUUCGGAAUCUAGAUGGUUGGGGUUUCAAAGGGAAUCAUCCCUCGCAUCCCAGAAAUGGGUCAUUUGACAUAAAUAUGGAAACAGUAGCUGAUGAACUUAAUGAUCAGCAUUUAGCUGAUGUAAAUUAUAGUAUAGAGUAUGCAGGCAAUUCUUGAUAGGUUUUACAGCAUCUAAUUUCAUUGAUUUUUUAGGAAAACAUUCACAGGCUCCUUGAUUUUGUAUUAUUUCAUUCCUAGUUGCCUUUUACUGAUGGAGAUCGAUUGAUUCAUUUGAGACAGCAUCUUCAAGCUGGGUUCGUGUCAUGACAGAUUCGGAAGGGUGAAGGUCAGUUGGUAUUAGGGAGUUUUGUAAUUGGAUGUCAAUCUUGUAUAGAGUGGGAUAAUUAUUCCUGUCAUUGCCUUGCUCAUACUUUUAGGCAUCUUCACAAUGUUGGAAUUGUAAAAAAGAACAAUUUCAUCUAUAAAAAAUUGAAUGUUCAAAGACUGAAA